Argiope bruennichi is the source of this 3187-nucleotide messenger RNA. RefSeq names its product RNA cytidine acetyltransferase-like. Bases 93 to 2948 code for a protein of 951 amino acids. Gene Ontology annotation, biological process: rRNA acetylation involved in maturation of SSU-rRNA. The record is from RefSeq and is a predicted model, not a curated record. Gene Ontology annotation, molecular function: tRNA binding; 18S rRNA cytidine N-acetyltransferase activity. The transcript is spliced from 19 exons. NCBI's taxonomy places the organism in Eukaryota, Metazoa, Arthropoda, Arachnida, Araneae, Araneidae. Gene Ontology annotation, cellular component: 90S preribosome; nucleolus.
UCGAUACCGAUUUCCAUGUGGUCGUGUUGCUCGCUUAAAUUUAUAAACUUGUAAUUACUUAAAUUAAUUCUUUCCCUUUUAGAUAUAAAAAAAUGUCGUUUGAUACUAACACCGUAGAUAAAUCAAUUAAGAAGAUAAUAAAAACAAGCACCAGAAGUCGUCAUCGUGCAUUAUUUGUUAUUUUAGGUUCUGAUGGAUCUACAAAAGUACCAAUCUUCUAUCAUCUGUUAAAGCAAAACAAAGUCAAAGAAAUUUCAGUUUUAUGGUGUACUAAAGAAAAUUCAAAUUUUGAUAAAAAUUCAAGCCUACCUAAAUUAAGUGAUACAGAUGAUGACGGUUUUGCACCAUAUUAUUGCUCAUACAGCAAUAUUGAAAAUAUUUCUCACCAUUCCUUCAAUCUAGUAAUUCUUCAAGAUUUUGAAGCUCUUACUUUGCAUAGUUUAUCUGUGGCUUUAAAUAUAGCAAAAGGAAGUGGAAUUAUUGUUUUUCUUUUCCAUGGUCUAAAAAAUUUAAAUGACUUGAAGACUUUAAACCUGAAUACCGGAUACAAACUUUCCAGAUUUAGUAAGCGAUUUGCUGUUUCACUUCAGUCUUGUCCAAAUUCAAUGAUACUUGAUGAUAAUUUGAAUAUAUUAUCAUCUGGACCUAAGCUGCCAGAAAGUCAGGAAUUUGAUAAAUACUUCAACAAGGAAAAAAUUGAAGAACUGAAGAUGAAAUAUGAGAAGGAUAAUAUUAUUACUUCUCUUCUGAGUAUUUGUGUAACUAUUGAACAAGCAGAGUUGUUGCUGAAAUUUUUAGAAACUCUGAAAAACAGAACUUUUCGCAAUAUUCUUUCUGUCUCAUCUGCUGUAGGAAGAGGAAAAUCUGCUGUUUUGGGUCUUGCUAUUGCUGGCAGUCUAGCUUUUAAUUAUUCGAACAUAUUCAUUUCAGCCAUGUGCUAUAAAAAUGUCAGUACUGUUUUUAAGUUUCUUCUGAAAGGACUUGAUGUUUUGAAUUAUAAGGAAGAUGAGGAUUUUGACCUAAUCCAAUCUAUAAACCCAAAGCUUAAUUAUGCCCUCACAGGAAUAAAUGUUUUUAGAGAUCAUCCUCAGUCAGUUCGCUUUAUUUUUCCUGAAGAUAUUGGAGAAAGAUUAGAACAAGCUGAGCUUGUUGUGUUUGAUGAAGCAGCUUCUAUCCCACUGCAUAUAUUAAAGAAUCUGUAUGGCCCUUAUGUAGUUCUUAUGGCUGCUUCAACAAGUGGACCUGAAGCUUCAAGCCCAUAUUUAUAUAACAGUAUGAUAAAUGCCAUUGAACCCUCUGGUGCUUUAGAAUCCCAAAGUGGAAAACUUCAGAAAUUUACUCUUGAUGAUCCAAUUCACUAUGCUAGUGGUGACAGUAUUGAAUCUUGGUUGAAUCAUUUAUUGUGUGUGGAACCAGCUAUUUGUUCACAUCUGUCUUGUGGCUUUCCAGUCCCAGACCAAUGUAGACUAUUUUGUGUGAAUCGUAACUCUUUAUUUGGAGGCAACAAGCAAGCCGAAGAAUUUCUUCAAUCUCUGAUGUCUAUUUUAACAUCCUGCAGUAAAGUAAUUAAUCCAGAUCAUCUUUUAAAUUUAGCAGAUUCUCCCAAUUAUCAAAUAUUCUGUCUGCUACCUCCAGUAACGAGUACAAAACAAGUACUUUCUGGAAUAAUUUGUGCAUUGCUGGUUCAUUUGGAGAAUGAAAUUCCGGACCACAUUGUUCAUUGUGGAACAAAUUUGAAUGGAUCAGUUUCUAAUUGUUUUAAUGACUGGAAAGCUGAGAAUAAGACAACAUCUCGCUUUCUACCUAUAAAGGGAGCCCACGUACUUAAUAUAGUUACUCAUCAAAAUUAUAGAAAGAUGGGUUAUGGUAUGCGUGCGUUGCAACUCCUCCAAGAAUUUUAUGAAGGCAAAUGUAUAUCUUUGGAUGAAAAUUUAGAAUCACGUUGCAAAUUAACAGAUAAUCUUGAAGAUAAUCCUACAGAGUUACCAAUUUUGCAACAACUAACAGAAAUACAGCCUGAUAAUGUUGAAUAUAUACUAGUUUCUUGUAAUUUAUCAUUAGAAUUUUUAAGAUUUUGGAAGAAAAGCAAUUUUAUUCCAGUAUACAUUACUGAUAAAAAGAAUCCUGAAGGAGAACAUUCAUUAUUCAUGAUCAAAGCUGUUGAAGAGACAUUUAGACAGAGACUAGAAAAAUAUUGGUCCAGUUUUCUAAAUCAAUAUUGCUUUCUCCUUGGAUCUGAAUUUCAAACUUCUAAAUCAGUGUUGGCUCUUAGUAUCAUCCAGUGUGGUUCAAAUUUUGUGAAGAAAGAUUUUAAAGAACUUACGAAAGCUGAAAUUGAUUUGCUAAUUAGACCUCACCAAAUGAGACAGUUGGAAAAAUAUUGUCAGAAUCUUCAAGAUUUUUAUGCUGUCAUACAGUUGAUUCCUACUCUAACUAAUUUAUAUUUCAAUAAUUGUCUAAAGGGUGUGAAUCUUCCUCGUACACAAGAAGCUAUUCUUCUGUCUUUUGGUUAUCAGUAUAAAACUGCUGCUGAUGUAAAAAAUGAUUUAGGACUUGAUACCUCACAAAUUCAUGGUCUCUUAAAUAGAACUAUAAAAAGGAUUACUAGUAAUCUUACAGAAAUUAUUGAAAAAAGUGUUGCAAAUACUUUUGAAAAACGGGAAGUUAUCAUGGAACCUGUUGCACAGAGCUUAGAUGAAGAAUUGGAGGAGGCUGCUAAGCAAAUUCAAGAGAAGCAGGAACAGGAUGCAUUGAAACUCAAAGACAUAGAUAUAUCUCAAUAUGCCAUAAAAGGGUCAGAAGAUGAGUGGGAGAAAGUGUUAUUCAGUGGACGUAAAGCUCUUGUGAGCAUUAAAAGCAUCAAGAAAAUAGCAAAUACUAUUGAAAAACCUAAACAUAAUGAAGACAGCUUUAAGAAACCUAAACACCAGAAGAAACGGAAACGAUAGAGUAAUAUCUGCUAGAUAUUGUUCUAACUAUUUGAGUCGAACAAAUUGUGAGAAAGACUUAAUACAUAAACUUUUCAGAAUAUUUUUAUCAUCAUUUCUUAUUCUGACAACAUAUUUAUUGUGCAAAAUGUUGUGUAUAGACUCAAACUGUUCGAACUUGCUUUAUAAUAACAGAUGUUUUUGUGAAGCUGAUAUUGUUAUUGUAUUUUAUUUUUUAAUAAAAUGUAUAUAUUUUCAGA